Trypanosoma theileri is the source of this 1293-nucleotide messenger RNA. RefSeq lists its product as uncharacterized. NCBI's taxonomy places the organism in Eukaryota, Euglenozoa, Kinetoplastea, Trypanosomatida, Trypanosomatidae. Bases 1 to 1293 code for a protein of 430 amino acids. The transcript has a single exon. The record is from RefSeq and is a predicted model, not a curated record.
AUGCUGCGGGCCACACCCCUGCUGUGUGUAUGGGCGGCGGAGGCCGAUGAUGUCGGGGCGCCGGCAACGACAUUUAAAAACGUGCGGCCCGGCCGUCUCUUACGACUGUGGCGGCAAAUCCGACAGCGGGCGUGGGUGGCCUUCACGUGGGAUGAAGAGUGGACGAGUCCGGGGAGUGAAGGCUAUUUACAUCAGCAGCGAUUAGAACAGGUGUGUUUUGCUCCUCUCUCGGCGUAUGGAAUGGUGCCGGGCUCUUAUUGUGAUCCGUUAUUGUAUAAUACUAAACAUACAUCUCCUUUUCGAUGGCAUGUUGCGAAUACAGCAUCAGAUAUUGUGGGACAUUGGUAUAUGGAAGCAGAUGAGAUCUUUCGUAUUAAGGAUUGGCAACCAAAGAAUCCAGAUGAUCCAACAGAGAUGUUUCCACGACCUCCACAGCAAAUUUUAAAAUGGGAUGAAACUGUAGAUGAACAUGGGAAUCGUACCUUCCGUUAUAAAUAUCGUUAUGAUUUCAUGGGUCCAACAGGUAUGUGGGAAGCAUACCCACGUUAUCCCUUUUCUCAUUUAUAUCUUAAUGGACAAGAUCACCAUGGACGAGCAGAGGGUUACGGAUUUAAACAAGGUCAUCUCUUAAGAUGUAAUGAAGAGGAGGAAGAGGUAUUGCGUCGUAUUAUGGAAGAAGAAGAUAAGGAGUGGGAAAUGGUAAAACGCACAGAGGUGGUACAGGAACCAUGGUCAUAUCCAGGGAAGAUUCGACCACAAGAUUUCAAAGGUGCAGUGGAACGCGCAAAGGCACGUUUUAGAGAACAAAUUAAACAAGGAAAAGAAACAGAUCCUAGUGAGGAUCCAGAUUAUGAUUUAGUACAAGCAGGUGAAUAUGUGGAACCAAGAGAUGGUCCACGUGCAGAAUGGCGUCAUUUAUGGACAUCCAAUCGUAAUAAGGGUGAACCUUUACCAUAUCAGGUUACAUUUAAUGAUGGUAUUACGUUUGAGGAUAAUGAAGGAAAACCACCGGUACAUCCAGCAAGUCAUUAUGAGGAAAAACCAAAAGAGGCACCCUAUAAAAAGUAUGAGGAACAGGACACAAAGGAAGAGGAUGAAAAGCAGAAGAAAAUGAAAGCUGUAUGGGAUAAAUCUUUUAAAGAGUCAAUGGUGGACCAUAAUAAAAGAUAUGGUCCAAAUGGUCCAAAGAGUGAUACUUCUGGAAGUAGCAGCGGUCCCAGUACAAAAAGUAGUGGUCCCAGUCAUACACCUCCUGUAGCUCCAGAUUCUAGUUCUAAAGAUAAGAAAAAGUAA